AUGCUCCUUUUCAAGAGGAGGUUUUCCCAGGCGGGCAAGUCCACCCUGGACUUGAAGAAGUCGCUGCUCUACCAGGACGACGACUACCUCGUGGUGGACAAGGCGUACGGAGUGUCCACCUUCGGGCGGGCCCCCCAAAAGGAGAGCAUAAUCAAAAGCCUGCAGGGGCUAAACCUAGAGGAGCCUGAAGACGCAAAUGUGGUCUACAAGCUGCAUAACCACGUGGGGGGGUGUCUCCUGAUUUGCAAAAAUAAAUUUAUAAAAAACCACACCUACGGGAACACCUUCCUAGCGUUAGUCUACGGCAAAGUGGAAAAGGCACAAAAUGUAGAGGUCAAAUUGGGCCUAAAGUAUCUCCCAAAUUCAACAGUAAUGGUCCCUUCAAACGGGCAGGAACAUUUGAGGGACUUGAAAACGAUUAGGUAUAACGUGGUGAGCAACUCCAUUUGGUAUGAGACUCACAAUUUUAGUUUAUUAAAAAUUGAUAGCACAGCAAAGGACGCAAGGUUUAUUAAGCCGCUACUUUUUUAUUCGCUCUACACCUGUAUUGUGGGCGAUACUGAGUACGUUGGGGGGUGGAAGAAGCUGAGGGAAAAUGGGUUCUUCUCUUACCGUGAUGUGGGUGGCCAGGUGGAGAGAGCCAACCGGUUGCUACUGAAGAGGGUAUCGAAGAGGGUAUCCCCUGGGGGGAAGAACAACGAGCUGAUGCUCCACCUGCAUUGCUCGGGUGUGACCUUCCAAUCUGCAUGCAGUAGAGUGGUUUAUGUGGCUUCUCCCCUUCCCAGACACAUGCGAGAGACGCUAAACUUGUUAGGCGCGCCCUCACUGUGUCAGACCAUAGACACGCAGGUGAAGGCCGCAAAUGAAUGCUCCCGAAGGGUUGGUAAAACCCUCAGUUCCGUUUCGCACGAGCGAGAAAGCGACGUUCGAGAUGACAGGUUGGCCCAAAAUGGAAAGCGUUUUGAAAAAGGCGAAGGUGAAGACGACCCCCUGUUGUACGAUCUGAUGCAGGAUGAGGGGAGAAUCGAACGGGAGAAUGAAGAACUGCUGAGUGGGAUAUACAGGCGGGGUGAGAUACACAGGCGGGGUGAACGUAGCGCCGGGGGGCAGGGGAGGAGGGGGCAGCCCCGACCCAGGCGCGGCGCGCUGGCCAAGGACGUCCACAGGUUGACUCCCUCCGACGCGCCUAUCUUUUUCGCGGAGGUGCAGUGA
This is a messenger RNA of Plasmodium vivax (malaria parasite P. vivax), 1212 nucleotides long. RefSeq lists its product as hypothetical. The transcript has 2 exons. Gene Ontology annotation, molecular function: RNA binding; pseudouridine synthase activity. NCBI's taxonomy places the organism in Eukaryota, Apicomplexa, Aconoidasida, Haemosporida, Plasmodiidae. The record is from RefSeq and is a predicted model, not a curated record. Gene Ontology annotation, biological process: pseudouridine synthesis. Bases 1 to 1212 code for a protein of 403 amino acids.